Quercus lobata is the source of this 691-nucleotide messenger RNA. RefSeq lists its product as uncharacterized. The transcript has 2 exons. Gene Ontology annotation, molecular function: nucleic acid binding; zinc ion binding. NCBI's taxonomy places the organism in Eukaryota, Viridiplantae, Streptophyta, Magnoliopsida, Fagales, Fagaceae. Bases 152 to 565 code for a protein of 137 amino acids. The record is from RefSeq and is a predicted model, not a curated record.
GAAUGAGAGGACUUGUGGUUGUGGGAGAUGGGGAUUGAGUGGAAUCCCAUGUUUUCAUGCUGCUGCUGCAAUAAUUGAGCAUGGAGAGCAACUUGAGACUUAUGUAGACAUUGCUUACACUAAGGAGACAUUCCUAAGUUGUUACUAAUGGAUGGUAAGCCCACUUCCAAGCCAUGAACAGUGGCCAAAAACACCCUAUGACCCAAUCAAGCCCCCAAAAUUUACAAAGAAAGUAGGCAAGCGUAAGAAGGUAAGAAAGAGGGAGGCAGGAGAACCUAUUAAUGCAUUUAGGAUGAGCAAGAAAGGAACUGCCAUGAAAUGUGGGAAUUGCUUCCAGUGGGGCCAUAAUCAAAGAACUUGUAAAGCUCCUGAUAACCCCAACAAGAAGGCUUAUAAAAAGAAAAAGAAAGGGCAAUUAGGACAAUCAUCUACAUCUGGAGCUAAAGGGAGUAAAAAAUUAUUGGGUACUCAGCAAUCAAAUAUAGGUACUCAACAGUCAAGUCAAAGUCGUACAAAGGACAACACUAGUGGAAGCAAGAAGGAUAAGGGAAAGGCUAAGGUUUAGUGGCAGCAAGAAGAUAAAUAAUUUUUUAGUUCAAUAAUUUGUUUAGUGAUACACAGCCUUCUAAAAAUACUGAUGGAGCCAGUAUACUUUUGUUUUUCAAUAUUGCUUGGAAAGUGUAAUUAUUGA